UGCUGAACACUACAGCCCAGAUAUGGCGGAGGAUACAGUGUAACGGCGAGAGUUACGAUAGUUUUCCUAGCAGUUUAGUAGCUGCAGUGCAUGAUAAAUGACUCUUCGGAAGAAGCAGACGUGUAAGGGCAGGUUUUCGUCGGUAUAACGCAAAAAUGGACGAAGUUGCCAGACGUAAGUAAGCUAGGAAAAUGUAUCGCCGUUUAGUGCAGUCAACAGCCUUAGGCAACAAAUAUGGCUUCUUGUGCCUUUUCCUAUUUGUAAUAAAAACUGCUCUUCCAUGCCAUUACAUGUCAUGGCUGUGCUGCCGAAUUCAUACAAGUGACCAUUAGGAAGUUAGUUCCUUGUUUGCUUAUUGGACGGGGGUCAUUUUGGGGAAACAAACCCGAGGAUACGUUAGCUAACCAGUCUGCUAGCUAGUUAGCUACGGAACUAAAGCGAACGGCAAUGGAGCCAAAGCACAAAGAGUUGUUAGACCAAUGCCACCAAAACUUGCUGGACUCCAUAACAGACGCGGACCGGCUGAUAGAGUUGCUGAUACUGUCCGGCACUCUGAGCCAGCUUGACCGCUUCGAACUGGACCAAAACUGCUCCUCCAGCGCGGAGAAAGUGGACCAGCUUUUGAAGAUGCUUGUGAACAAGGAAAGCGACCAUUUCCCCGAGCUGUGUGUGGCCUUGGAAAAGGCGUACCCUGACCUGUAUUCUGCCCUCUUUACUAACGGCGGUGGACCCGUGGACCAUUCAUCUGGCUCCACGUACAGUGUCCUCUCCACCAUGCCCUCGGACUCUGAGAGUAGCAGCUCCCUCAGCAGUGUUGGUUCUCCCCCCGGUACCGGUAAUGGCUCAGCGUCCUCCCCGCCCCCGGCCCUCAACGACAACAGGCCGGCCGGCGACAACCUGGACACCAUCCUGUUCCAGCUGCGUCAGGUGACCCGCGAGAGGGAUGAGCUCCGCAAGCGCCUGGCCCUAGCCUCCCCUGGCACCACCUUCGAUGACUGCAGGCCAAAUUCCAAAGCCAGCCAUGACUACGAGCGCCUGAAGAGUCAGUGUAUGAGGGCUAUGGCAGACCUGCAGUCUCUACAGAACCAGCACACCAAGACCCUGAAGAGGUGUGAAGAGGCUGUCAAGGAGGCUGACUUCUACCAUAUGCUCCACAGCCGUGUGUUGGGAGACCAGUCUCAGCUGAAGGAGGAGCUGGAGCUGCUGAGGAGGGACAACACUCAGCUGGUCAGGGAGCACAACCACCUGAAGCAAAGCUGUGAGGAGCUCCGCAGGCUUCACAGCGAGGUCCAGAAGGAGGUCGCCGACAUGAGGCUGCAGCAGCAAGAGGUGAUGAGAGAGAAUGGUUCUUCAGAGGUUCUCAACAAGCUUUACGACACGGCCAUGGACAAGCUGGAGGGGGUGAGGAAGGAAUAUGAUUCGCUUAGCAAACGCUACAGCGAGAAGGUAGCUAAUCACAACACGGACCUGAGCAGGCUGGAGCAGGCGGAGGAAGAGAAUCGACGACUUCAGAAGCAGAUGGACACGCUGCUGAAACAACGAGACACUGCCAUACACUACCAACAGCAGUGCUCCACGUCCAUGAGAAGGUUUGACUCCGUACAACAGGAACUGAACAAGUCGUCAGCCCAGAACAAGGAGCUUCAGAGGGAGAUGGAGCGGCUGCAGUCAGAAGUGACACGAUACAAGAACUUCCAGCUGAAGGCCGUGAAGGACUGUGAGAAGUACAAGGAGGAGAGAGACUCUGUGUUCAACGAGUACCGGCUCAUCAUGAGUGAGAGGGAUCAGGUCAUCAAGGAGCUGGACAAACUGCAGACGGAGUUGGAGGCCGCUGAAGCCCGCCUUAAAACCACCUCAUCCGAGAGGGUGGUGGCUAGUGAGGAGAUGGAGGCUCUACGACAGGAGCUGAACUCAUCAUUGGUGGACCGGGACCGGGCUAUCUGUGAGAGGAACGAGCUGUUGGAGAAGUACUGCCACGAGGUGAAGGACAAGGCUGAAGCCCAGAAGGAGCUGAGCCAGGCCUGUAAAGACAUUGAGACGGUCCGGGAGGAGAGAGACGUGGCCCGCAAGGAGAGGACUGAAGCCAUCAUUCAGAGAGACCAGCUACUGAGAGAAUACUACCAGGCUAGACAGAAACAAGACUCUGCCACCCUCGACAUGGAGCGGGCCAACAAGGAGAUUGAGGUGUUGAGGAAGCAGUACGAGGCCAUGUCCCAGGAGCUGAAGGAGGCCACCCAGGAGGCAGAGGUGGCCAAGUGUCGCCGAGACUGGGCCUUCCAGGAAAGAGACAAGAUAGUGGCAGAGAGAGAGAGCAUUCGGACAUUGUGUGACAACCUGCGUAGGGAGCGGGACCGGGCGGUUAGUGACCUGGCCGACGCCUUGCGUAACCUUGACGACAUGAGGAAGCAGAAGAAUGACGCGACCCGGGAACUGAAGGAACUCAAAGAGAAGAUGGAAAGCCAGCUGGACAAGGAGGCAAGGUUCUGUCAGCUGAUGGCCCACAGUUCUCAUGACUCAGCCAUCGACACAGACUCUCUGGAGUGGGAGACGGAGGUGGUGGAGUUUGAGAAGGAUAGGGAUGACAUGGAUUUGAAGGCACUUGGAUUUGACAUAGCAGAGGGGGUAAAUGAUCCGUAUUUACCAGGAGAUUGUGGAAUAUUUGUGACAAGAGUGGACAAAGGAAGUGUUGCGGAUGGAAGGUUAAGAGUAAAUGAUUGGUUGCUGAAGAUAAAUGACAUGGACCUGGCCAAUAAGGACCGGAAACAGGUUGUCAAGGCGGUGCUUAAUGGAGGAGGGCUGAUCAACAUGGUGGUGCGCAGAAGAAAGUCCCUGGGAGGGAGACUGGUCACCCCUGUACACAUCAACCUCAUUGGACACAAAGAUAGCGGUAUAGGUCUGGAAAGUGGUGUGUUUGUCACAGCCCUAGUCCAGGGGAGUCCUGCUGCCAGGGAGGGAUCUCUGACAGUGGGAGACCGACUUAUCGCUAUCAAUGGCAUCGCUCUGGACAACAAGUCAGUGACAGAGUGUGAGACUCUGUUGAGGAACUGUAGGGACUCUCUCAGCCUCUCUCUCAUGAAGUUCUUCCCUCACAGUUCGUCGGGCCAGAACAUCUUUGAGACUCUGCGGGAGUCCUCGUCCAACGGCCGCCUUUCAGAGGUUCACUCCAGGAACAGCCGUAACCUCAAACACAACAGCUCCACCCAGACAGACAUCUUCUGCCCCGACCCAAGUGGAGGUAGUAACACACAUGUUCCUGGAGAGAGGCGGAAGGGCAGAGAGGGAGAGCCUGAGGAAGGGAUGGGGGUGUACGGGGAUGUCAGGAAGCCUUUCUCCACCGUGUCCCUCCAUGCCACCAGUCUCCGGCCGUCCUCCGACCUCUGUUUAGGUCUCCCUGGCCGCUAUGGUCCCAGUGCCUUUGAGGAGUGCUGCUCGGGGUCUCCUUACGCCAAGCCCCCUCCACCCCCCGUCGCCUAUGACCCCUCUAGCACCCCCGAUUGCAUCACCGUGGAGACCACCCUGGAGAAGAAGCACAGCGGCGGCACCUGGCCCAAGAUGAUCGUAGGCGGGAUGUCUGUUGCCGUGGACACGACCACCGUGACGACACCGACCCAGCUUUCAAUUUUCAAAUCGCCCAAACAGAGGAAGUCCAUCUUUGACCCGGAUGCCUUCAAACCGCGGCCCGAGACGGCGCCUCCGUCUUCCAAGAUGGAGUUCCUGUUGCCCAGUCAACUGGUGACCCACUCGCCGCAGCCAUCCAAGACGGACUCCCUGUCCUCCUCCUCCACUGCCACACCCACCCCUCCAACUCCGCCUACACGCAGUGAUUCAUUUAAGUUCAAACACAAACAGCAAAGCAGCUCCGCCUCCGACUGCACGCUGACCUCCGAUGGGAACUGGGGCAAGGGGGAGUCCGUCGUCAUUGUUACAGCCGAGGGCCGUGGGGGCCGAGAGAGGGAACAGGAGAGGGACAGGAAUGGGAAUCACUAUUUCCUGGACGGGAAGGUUCUUACGUCAAGGAAGUCAUGCGACGAGGACAUUGGCCGGACGCGGGGGGAGGAGCCUGAGGUGAAAAGGCCCCGCCCUAAAUCGGCGCCGGCCCUCAGGCGCAGGAUGACUCCCCAGUCCAUCACUCUCCCCUCCUUCCAGAUUUACUCCAAUGACGAUCACUCUCCAGAGCCCAGAGAGAUGCUUCGCUCCUCCCCCAACCGCUCCCAUAGACACAGUGUGGGCUUCGUCCCCACCAUCUACAGUGGGACUCUGCCAGCAGGCUCUGCCCAUCGAGGACUGGCCCCAUGUCCAGCUGUGACGGCUGUCAUGAGGAACCCGGUAUACACAGUCCGCAGCCACCGUGUCCACACCAACAACUGUCCCUCUGUCGCCUCCCAGAUCUGCCAGCACAAUAACCAACACCCCAGUCCGCAGCACCAGGGCCGUCUCAGUCUGGACCUGAGUCAGAAGCAUCCAACGGCAGACUACUCCGAGUCGUCGUCGUCACGCGGCAACCACGCAUCCCAUGGUACCAACUCUCUACCCUCCAGCGCUCGCCUGGGCCUUGGUUCGUCCAGUAACGUCCAGUACCGGACAGAGAGGAUAAAGAUCCCCUCCACUCCCCGCUACCCACGAUCAAUGCUGGGCUCUGACAGAGGGUCCCUGUCCCAUUCAGAAUGCAGCAGUCCUGGCCUCAUCACUCCUCCCCAAUCCCCUCUCAACCUGGAGACGUCGUCCUUCGCCAGCAGCCAGUCACAGAGCUCCAUAUCGACCCUGCCCCGGAUCUCUGUCAGCCCUGUGCCAAUAGGAGAACGAAGGAAAGACCGGUCUCUGUACCGUAACAGGUCUUUUCUGAGGAUCCCUCUGGCUGCUAGGCCAAGGUUCUCCUCUCUCAGGAGCCUCAGGCCGUACCUGGAGGAACCUCGGAACGUGAUUGUUCACAAAGGGGCGGAGCCCCUUGGCAUCUCUAUCGUCAGUGGCGAGAACGGCGGCAUCUUUGUCUCCAAGGUUACAGGAGGCAGCAUCGCCCAUCAAGCUGGGCUGGAGUACGGUGACCAGCUCCUAGAGUAUAAUGGGAUUAACCUGAGAAACGCCACAGAGCAGCAGGCCAGGCUGAUCAUUGGUCAGCAGUGUGAUGCUAUCACCAUCAUGGCGCAGUACAACCCUCACAUGUACCAGCUGGGAAACCACUCACGGUCCAGUUCUCGCCUGGAGCCGGUGAGCAGCCCGGUGCCGGCCCAGGGCAGCGGAGCCACCACCCCAGACAACCACUCCACCAUCGACACUCUGAGUGAACAGGAUGAAGGAACACUCACACCCUCCUCCAAACAGACCACCCCUACAACCAGCCCUCAUAGCUUCAGCAGGAUGCCGUCAGAGGGCGGUGGUAGGGUGUGUGAGCCGCGGGUGGUGACGGUGCGCCGGGCCCAGGGGGCAGAGCUGGGGCUGGGGCUGUGUGGAGGGAACCUCUGGGGGGUCUAUGUAGAGAGUCUGGAGAAGGACAGCCCUGCCAGGGGGGCUGAGGGGCUCCUGCCGGGGGACCUCAUAAUAGAGUAUGGCUCAGUGAAUAUGAAGAACAAGACUGUGGAGGAGGUGUAUGUGGAGAUGCUGAAGCCUGCAGAGACAGUCACUCUCAGAGUCCAACAACGACCGGACGACUUCAACAUGGUCAAAGACACACCCGGGGACGGCUUCUAUAUCAGAGCACUUUAUGAGCGGACAGCGGAGGCAGAGCCAGACCUGAGUUUUAAGAAGGAUGACAUCCUGUACGUGGAUGACACUCUACCAAAGGGCAACUUCGGGACAUGGAUGGCCUGGCAGCUGGAUGAGAAUGCACGGAGGAUCCAGAGAGGACAGAUCCCCAGCAAAUACAUGAUGGACCAGGAGUUCUACCGUAGACACAGUAUGACUGAGCUGAAGGAUGAUAAAGACAGCAAGAGUCUGUCGGCUGCCGCCAGGCGCUCCUUCUUCAGGAGGAAACACAAACACAAACGCAGUAGCUCCAGAGAUGGCAAGGAGCUGGUGGCUCUGGAUGCCAUCAGCACUGACUCCAUACCGUUCCUGGAGGACUGUGUGAGUCUGGCAUACCAGCGGGUCCAGAAGGUGGAAUGUGGGUCACCCAGGCCGGUGCUCAUUCUCGGCCCUCUCACAGACCCGGUCAAGGACAUGCUGGUCAAAGAGUCCCCUGGGAAGUUCUGCAGAUGUGUCCUUGAGGUGAUGAAGGCUUCCCAGCAGGCUAUAGAACGCGGAGUCAAAGACUGCCUCUUUAUCGACUACAAACGCAGGAGCGGCCAUUUUGACGUGACCACUGUUGCUUCCAUCAAGGAGAUUACAGAAAAGGACUGCCACUGUCUGCUGGACAUCGCCCCCCAUGCGAUCGAGAGGCUGCACAGCGUUCACAUCUACCCUAUUGUUGUCUUCAUCCGCUACAAAAACGCCAAGCAGAUCAAGGAACAGAAGGACCCUGUGUAUCUGCGGGACAAGGUCUCUCAAAAACAUUCCAAGGAGCAGUUUGAGGUUGCACAGAAGAUAGAGCAGGAGUAUAGCAAAUUCUUUACAGGUAUUGUCCAGGGCGGCACUCUGCCCUACAUUUGCACUCAGAUCAUGACUAUAGUUGAUCAGGAACAGAGUAAGGUCCUGUGGACUCCUCUUGGCUGCCCCUAGGUGUUGGAGUCCUUCAUGACACCCUCUGGCUCCGCCCCCACCACCACAAACACUAAGAACCUUCCACACUACCAAUAGGUACACUACAGUGAGCUAUUACAUUGAGGAAACUAGUGAUGUUUUUGUUCUAUUGUUUUUAUUAUUACGGUGAUGAUUUGUAACUUCACCAGAGCCUCUUACAUUAGGCUCUGCACUGGGGAGCAGGUUGGUAGCACUGACAGUUGAUAUUGAAGUACAUUGGGUCUUCCCUGAGGUUUUCAUGCUGGUGUUUCUGUAAUGCUGCAUUGCAUUGUAAGCAUAUGUUUACAGCAGAACAUGUUUUUGAGUCUCGAUGUUAAACGUACUGCUUGAAUGCGUGUGCCCCCCCUCUCCUCCACCCAGAUGAGUAAAGAACCCUGACCCAGAAUCAGCCCUUAAAACAAACCUGUGUACCAAAUGAUUUCACCUUUGUUUUACACACUCCCUUCUAUGACUGACAACUAAUAAUGUUGAAUAAUAAUGUGUGUGUAGGUGUCGUGUGAUUGAGUCGUGUGUGAUUGAGUCUUGUGUGUGUGUGUGUGUGAUUGAGACUUG
This is a messenger RNA of Esox lucius (northern pike), 7224 nucleotides long. RefSeq names its product discs, large homolog 5a (Drosophila) (gene dlg5a). Gene Ontology annotation, molecular function: protein binding. Bases 448 to 6651 code for a protein of 2067 amino acids. The record is from RefSeq and is a predicted model, not a curated record. The transcript has 35 exons. Lineage: Eukaryota; Metazoa; Chordata; Actinopteri; Esociformes; Esocidae. Gene Ontology annotation, biological process: regulation of apoptotic process.